AUGCCUGCAGCAGUCACAACCAGGCCCAAGCUGGGCAAGCUCUCUACUCCAGUAACGAGCACAUUUCCUCCCGAUAUCAGCUCAGCAAACACGGCUACUCCUCGGUCUGCUCUUUUUGCCUGCAAGCCUGAUCCUAGCUACAUCCAAACACCGAUCAGUCCACCAUUGGCCUACACCGAUUUCCUCUCCAAGGCUCUAGGAUCGCUCAACUCGCCAGCUCUCGCACCCGGCGAAAUUUCUCCCGAGUCUGCACCGACGUCUGCUGCUAGCGACAAGUCGGAUAGCUCCUCAGUGGACGAACGUCCAUCUCCAGCUUCUAGCGCUGCCAGCAGCAAACCUCCUUCUCCAGCAUCGGCAGUUCCCCCAACUCCAUUCACCGCGCCGCUGCCCAUGUCUGCACCGGCAACUGGAGCAAAUUGCUUUCCUAGCCUGAAAGUGCCGCCUAGCCCUGCCAUUUCUAAUCUGGAUUCUCCCAUGAGCUCCCGACUCAUAGGCUCCCCGUGGAGCGCUCGGUCGAUUCACCCUGUGUUUGACUGGGACGCUGCCCUCAAAGCCCGCCUUGGAGAGACGAAGAAGCAAAAAUCCUCGCGUGUUAGUGUGCGACACAUUCGUGAGGUAGUGACGAGGACUGUCACUUACACCCCAAAGAUGGAUCCUGCCCCCCGAGGCAAGCGACGGAAAGUUGAGUGA
This is a messenger RNA of Trichoderma gamsii, 690 nucleotides long. RefSeq lists its product as hypothetical. The record is from RefSeq and is a predicted model, not a curated record. The transcript has a single exon. NCBI's taxonomy places the organism in Eukaryota, Fungi, Ascomycota, Sordariomycetes, Hypocreales, Hypocreaceae. The coding region runs from base 1 to 690 and encodes 229 amino acids.